This is a messenger RNA of Linum trigynum, 1962 nucleotides long. NCBI's taxonomy places the organism in Eukaryota, Viridiplantae, Streptophyta, Magnoliopsida, Malpighiales, Linaceae. The record is from the annotation of a GenBank genome assembly.
CCCCCCUCCUCCUCUGUCACUGCCGACAUCAUCACUUAUAUGUUCAGUUCACGCUGAGCGAUUGAACCUCUCUACCCAAACUCAACCGGCGAGAGAAAUGGACUGCUUCGUGAUGACAAGCUGCCUGCUCUGCCUCCUCUUCACCUUCACCGCCCUCCGUUUCCUGGCAAGAAAACCCAACAAAACACCGGCCAAACUCCUCCCGCCGGGCCCCGCCCGGCUUCCAAUCAUCGGCAACCUCCACAACAUGGGCGACCAGCCCCACCGAUCGCUGGCCGAUCUAGCCAAGGUCCACGGUCCCUUGAUGAGCCUCAAGCUCGGCCAGCUCACCAUCGUCGCUUCCUCCCCUGCCAUGGCCAAAGAAAUCCUCCAAAAGCACGACCAAGUCCUCUCCAACCGCCACACCAUCCUCGCCGCGCAGGUCCACGACCACCACAUGUUCGGCUUCCCGUGGCUCCCCGUGCAGUCGAAAGAGUGGAGAAACCUCAGGAGAGUCUGCAACUCGUACAUCUUCGCCACCCAGAAGCUGGAUUCGAACCAGGAGCUGCGGAGGGAGAAGAUUGAAGAGCUCCUGCAAAGUGUUCGUCGAAAUGCGUGUGAGGGGAAAAAAGCGGUGGAUGUUGGGAGAGAGGCGUUCAAGGUUAGCUUGAAUGCUCUGUCGAGGACGAUUCUCUCGUUGGAUCUGGCCGACGUCGAGGGAUUGGAGACGGCCAGGGAGUUCAAGGAAAUUACGAGGGGGGUUAUGGACGAGGGAGGGAAGCCCAAUUUGGGGGAUUUUUACCCUGUUGUGGCGAAGCUGGAUUUGCAGGGGAUACAGAGGCGCUCGAGGGAUCACUUCGGCAAGGCCUUGGAUCUGUUUGGUUCGGUGAUUGAUGAACGGUUAAGGAAGCUGAAGUCGGGGAGCCAUGUCUCCGGUAACGACGUGCUCGACUCACUGCUGGCCAUUGGGGAUGAGAAUCCUGAGGCUUCCAUGAAUCCGCUUCGCAUCAAACACUUGUUCACGGAUCUCUUCAUGGCUGGGACCGAUACAACUUCAACCACACUAGAAUGGGCAAUGGCAGAGCUUCUCCGCAAUCCUACCACACUCACUAAAGCCAGGGAAGAGCUGGACUGUACGAUUGGAAAAGGCAGUCAUCUUCAAGAAUCAGACAUCCAUCGGUUGCCUUAUCUGCAAUCAAUAAUCAAAGAGACCCUCAGAUUACACCCAUCAGUUCCUUUUCUGGUUCCCCACAAGGCGGGAGCCGAUGUGAAAAUCAAUGGUUUCACGAUACCCAAAGGUGCACAAAUUCUAGUCAAUGCAUGGGCUAUAGGUCGGGAUUCGGCGACAUGGGACGAUCCAAAAUCCUUUAUCCCUGAAAGAUUUAUGGGUUCAGAGGUUGAUGUAAGAGGAAAGAACUUUAACCUGAUCCCAUUCGGUGCUGGAAGAAGGAUUUGUCCUGGAUUACCGUUGGCAAUGAGGAUGUUACAUAUGAUGUUGGGUUCGAUGGUGCUUUGGUUUGACUGGAAGCUAGCAGAUGGGGUUGAUCCAGAGUGGUUGGAUAUGGAGGAGAAAUUUGGGAUCACUUUACAGAAGGCCAAACCGUUACUAGCGGUUCCUACUCCAAGAUCAUGAGAGAUGAUUGUGUGAUUGAACAUUUUGAGAGCACUCUUUGCUUGAAAACUAUUGUUAUUGUGUUCAUUGGGUAUUUGUCAGGUUCAUGCAGAGAAAAAUCGUUGUUGAAUUUGGCUGUCCCUAGUUGCACACCCCUAGUUAGAAGUGGAAUGCCUAAUUUAGCAAGUCAUUAUAUUUUGUAAUUGCUAACUAAAAUGCUACCUAGAUGCCACCUCACUUUGGGCGGCCACAAGUGGCCAAUAAACCAUGGUAAAGGAAACCGGAUCGUACCGGCCGGUUGAACCGGUAAAACUGGAAACCGGCGCCUGGCCGAUACGGUAGCCGUUUUGUAGUAAAGGAGCCGUUCCGGG